CAAAUACGGCUUACUUCGUAUCACUUUGGACACUAAGUGAGGCAAUCAUUGAUCCAUUGGUUCCACAAUAACAUCAUCUUAAUCAGCACAAAAACAUCUCACCCAUUACCACCUUAAAUUGCAUCCUUCCACCUAACUAACUAAGCUUCCUCAUCUCACCCUUUACAGUAUAUAUAUGGCAAACAAUUAUUUAGGCCACACACACACACACACUACAACUAAUACCAAAAUUCAUGAUGAAGCAGGUUCUCUUUCCUUCUCUUCUUUUCUUGAUCUUCUUGUUCCAUUGCACCACAGCAGCGUCUCCAGCAGCAGCUCCAGCAGCACCCCCAGCAGCGCCCCCAGCAGCGUCUCCAGCAGUGUCUCCAGCAGCAGUAGCACCGGCAGCAGCAGCACCACCACCACCCUCAGGCCCCACUGACAUCAUCGCAAUCCUCAAAAAGGCUGGCCAUUUCACCACUCUCAUUCGGCUACUAAAAAACACUGAGCUGGCAGAACAAAUCAAUGCACAGGUUAAAAAAUCGAGCCCUGGCCUCACUCUCUUUGCACCAACAGACAAUGCCUUCUCUGACCUCAAAUUAGGCACACUAAACUCACUCAAUGAUAAGCAACAACUCCAGCUGGUGCAAUUCCAUAUCCUCCCUGCUUUCUAUUCUACAUUGCAGUUCCAAACUGCUACAAACCCUGUGCAUACACUGGCUGGUGAUAGCAACAGAGGAAAGUUCCCACUAAAUGUAACCACCUCUGAAAGCCAAGUGAACAUAACAACUGGGGUUGACAGUGCAACAGUGGAGAAUACGCUAUAUACUUCUGAUGGCCAUCUUAUUGUUUAUCAAGUGGACAAUGUGCUUCUUCCAAUGGAUCUUUUUGGGUCAGCUUCAGUAUUGACACCACCUAAGCCUGAGAAAAGCGAUACUGAUACUCCUGCUCCUACUGCACAAACUUCUGGUGCAACAAGUCCAACCCGUCAAGCAGUGGCACCGAUAGUGUUCGGAGUUGGAUUUGGUGCCAUAUUUUCCUUGUGGCUAUGAUACUUUGUGUUACCAAUUGCCUUUGGAGUUGCAUUUGGUGCCAUUUUUUCAUUGUGGCUAUGAUAUUUUGUGUUGAUUAAUGUUGAUGAGAUCUUGUGUGCUACCACUGUUGUAAUUUUUUAAAAAAUAAAUCAAUUUUCUUCUGGAAAUAAUCUCUCCCAAAGAAUAUUAUUUGCCAUUUUAUGAUAUAGGGAGUGAAAGAGUAAAGCCUCCUCCUUCACUCCUCCGUAUAGAAACUUAUUUUACUUGGUCCUUAAUGGCAGGGCCACUAUGUGGAUAAUAAGAAAUUUUUGUAUAUUAUUGUAAGAGAAUUUAAUCAACUGAGAGUCUAAUGACAAUUACAUGAACUUCAACUUUUGAGCAAAUAAUUGUUUGCUUUGUGAACUAAACAGUAAAAUAAACUCAACUGUGUCAACCAGAAUCCAUGGCGGGUUUGAUUCCAAAAGAAUCAUUAUAGAAAGA
Quercus lobata is the source of this 1493-nucleotide messenger RNA. RefSeq names its product fasciclin-like arabinogalactan protein 11. Gene Ontology annotation, cellular component: plasma membrane. The transcript has a single exon. Bases 234 to 1031 code for a protein of 265 amino acids. Gene Ontology annotation, biological process: plant-type secondary cell wall biogenesis. NCBI's taxonomy places the organism in Eukaryota, Viridiplantae, Streptophyta, Magnoliopsida, Fagales, Fagaceae. The record is from RefSeq and is a predicted model, not a curated record.